Colletotrichum orchidophilum is the source of this 1071-nucleotide messenger RNA. Its product is annotated as malate/L-lactate dehydrogenase. The transcript has a single exon. The coding region runs from base 1 to 1071 and encodes 356 amino acids. Gene Ontology annotation, molecular function: oxidoreductase activity. NCBI's taxonomy places the organism in Eukaryota, Fungi, Ascomycota, Sordariomycetes, Glomerellales, Glomerellaceae. The record is from RefSeq and is a predicted model, not a curated record.
AUGGCGGACGAGUCCCAAAAGAUACCCGUAACGGCCUCCGAAGCCCGCCGUCUCGUCGAAGACAUUCUCAAAGGCAAUGGUGUACCCGCAGAAAACUCAAAGAUUGUCGCCCGCUGUCUCGUCGCUGCCGACCUACGCGGCGUCGACACCCACGGCAUGAACCGCAUCCCUUCCUACAUGGAGCGCGUCCGCCAGGGCGUGCUCAACGCCGCCGCCCAGCCCGAGUUGAAGCAAGUCACCCCCGUUGUGGCGCACGUCGACGGCAAGAAUGGCUUCGGCUUCGUUGCGGCGGAAAUGGGUAUGGCAGCCGCGAUCGAGUCCGCCAAGACUUUCGGAAUUGGCAUGGCGAGCGUGUCGCAUUCCAAUCACUUUGGUAUGAGUGCAUGGGUGGUGCAGCAGGCUCUGGAUGCGGACAUGAUGAGCCUGGUGUUUACCAAUUCGAGCCCUGCGCUCCCGGCUUGGGGCGGGCAGAGCAAACUCAUGGGUGUCUCGCCGAUCGCUUGUGGUGCGCCAGGGAAGCAUAAGCCGUUCAUCCUGGACAUGGCCCCGUCGGUUGCUGCUAGGGGCAAAAUCUACAAGGCCAAGAGACGCGGCGAGAAGAUUCCUUUAGACUGGGCUCUCGAUGCCGAGGGCCGUCCAACGGAUGAUCCCGCCGCAGCGUUGGGAGGUGUUAUGCUGCCGAUGGGUGGUCCCAAGGGCUCGGCAUUGGCCAUCAUGAUGGACGUCUUUUCUGGUGUUUUCUCGGGCUCUGCUUUUGCUGGUCACGUCACUAACCCGUACGACCCUUCAAAACCGGCGGAUGUUGGUCACUUCCUAAUCGCUAUCAAGCCAGAUCUCUUCAUGAGCCUCGAUGACUUCCGCGAAAGGAUGGAAUACCUGUACCAGCGUGUUGUCGGGUCAGACAAGGCGGCGGGAGUAGACAGGAUAUACUUUCCGGGCGAGAUCGAGCAGUUGCAACAGCAGGAGAGGGAAAAGACGGGGAUCCCUUUGGUGCAGGCUGAGAUUGAUGCUCUCAACGAGGAGGCAACCAGAGUUGGCGCUCAGCCUUUGGUCACCCAGGCAGCUGCUUGA